CGGUACUCUGUCGUUCGGUGAAAGGACAACCUCAAUAUAACCCAUACAAGUGAAGCACCAACACACACACACGCACUCACGCAUCGUCUACAUAGGUGCGGCAGGCAGUCAGUGGUAGUGCCAACGAGAUUUGAAAGAAAAUGCCUAGACAUAAAAUUCCUUAUAUUUUUUGCCAGAUUAAAAUUGAUAAAAUGUCAGCUUGCAGCUGAAAACUUUUUAAUAAAAUAAAAUCAAUUCAAAUUCAAUCAAUCAUCAAGCAGCAGAGACAACGACAGCGCCAGAAACCUCAAAAUCAACCAACAAUCGAAUAACAAUCGAAGAAGAGGAAAGGCAGCGGCAGAGUCCUGCGAUCCACUCCGAGGCUGGUCGAGCCGGGCCCCAGGGCUAAUGAAGAUGAAGUGAUAUCCCGGCCAGCUGGAACUGUGUUCGAGCCGAAAUUAAACAGAAUAUAAAUCGCUGGAAAAAUGGCAGCGAUUUGUCAGCAUCUGUCGAGCGGAACAAAUGCAAAGUAGUUAUCUAACUAAAGGGAAAACUACAGAGAGUCUAGCGGACUAGGCGGUAGAACACAUACAUUACGCAAAACGAUUUUCUUUUCAUUUUUUUGCUGGCGACCUUUUUGUUGCGGCAAUUUCACGCAUCGCAGCGGGAUGAUGGCAGGCGCUAAUCAGGCCGCUCCCAGCCACGCCCCUCAGUUAUUCCGGCAACACAUUUUCAAAUAGCUCCAACCCAACACAGAAAAACCCAGAGAGAUAGAGUGAGCGAGCGGGUGAGGGCUCAGAAGUGAAAUAUUAUGGCCACUUUUCAAAUGGAAAUGCGCCAGCAGCAGGAGCAGGAACAGCAGAAGGAGGAGCAACGAACGAAUUUAAAGCAACGAGAAACGGCAACAUCUGCAACAGCAAGAGCGGAAACACUUGCCACAUCCACAGCCAGGAGACAACGACCAGAGCGAGAUCAACAGCACUCGGACCCACCAGAAAUCAGCACAGAUUGCACCAGGCUUUGGCCAGGCACCUGCAAUAGCAGCAGCACAGCCAGGGUUAGUGGUUGCGGCAGUGGCAGUGGCAGAGGCAACACCAAUCCACUCAUCAGCAACAUCUCCACCAACAACAACAAAAGCAGAAGCAGCAACACCAGGAGACUCUACGUGGACUGCAGAGGCCGUCAAAGGGCACUGAUAAUGCUCAGCAUGCUCUUUCUUAUCAUCGCUCUGAUAUCUGGAAAUGGAGUGUUUGCCGCACAGCGUGACUCAAACAAAUCGAAGGAUAUGAGCAGCAGUAAUAAUGCCAUUCCGAAUGGUGGAGCAGGAGCAGCUGGCGUGGGAGAGGCCUCCCAGUCGCCAGGAGGUCCCAGUGGUGUCGCCGGAAGCGGAAGCAUGAGCAGCAAUAGCAACAAUGCCAACGGAAAUAACAAAAAUGGCCAUGCAGCUGGAGGAGGAGCAGGCCUCUCACCAGCCUCCGAGUCCAGCUCAAUGACAACCGAUGCCAGCAGAGCGCCCAGCUCUAGCUCCAGCUCUGGAUCUGGCUCAAGCUCUACCACCAUCACUGGCAUUCCUAGCAGUAGCUUGCACAAGGCCAGCAGCAGCAGCAUCAACACAAUUGCCUCACAAUCGGGAGCCGCAUCCGCAUCCGGCAUCCAUCGCAACAGCAUCGACCUGAUGGAGGAGGCACGCAAUGCGGGACCCUACUUCGACAAGGCCGUCUCCAAGAAUGUCACCGCCCUGCUGGGCAAGACGGCCUAUUUGAACUGCCGCGUCAAGAAUCUGGGCAACAAAACGAUGCUGCUUCAGGUGUCUUGGGUGCGACAUCGGGACAUACACUUGCUGACAGUGGGCCGGUACACGUACACGUCGGAUCAGCGCUUUCGGGCCAUACACCAGCCGCAAACCGAAGACUGGAUGCUACAAAUCAAAUAUCCGCAGCAUCGUGAUUCUGGCAUCUACGAGUGCCAGGUAUCAACCACACCGCACAUGAGUCACUACAUUCACCUGAAUGUUGUUGAACCCUCGACGGAAAUAAUCGGCGCCCCCGACCUGUAUAUAGAGAGUGGAUCGACUAUAAAUCUCACCUGUGUCAUACUCAACUCACCGGAGCCGCCGGCUUAUAUCUUCUGGAAUCACAAUAAUGCAAUUAUCAACUACGAUUCGCCGCGCGGCGGCGUUUCGGUGGUGACCAAUAAGGGCGAGACGACCACAUCAUUUCUCUUGAUUAAAUCGGCGCGUCCGUCGGACUCGGGGCAUUAUCAGUGUAAUCCAUCAAAUGCAAAGCCCCGCAGCGUCACGGUACAUGUGCUCAAUGGUGUUUCUCAUUCCGUUUCCAGGGGAGUUCCCAGCAGCAAUGCAGCACGCGGCACCAGCGCAUCCUCGCCACUCGCUCACUCGCUAUCUCUGUGUGUACCUGUGUGUGUGCUUCUGCACCUGGGCGCUUGUCGGACGCUCCACACGCUCCUCGCUUCGGCAGCUCGUGUCGCCUCCGCCUACCGUCGGCCGAAGCGUGUCCCAGCCGGCAGUGUGUCCGUUUGUGGGAUUGGUGGCAUGCGACAGCUCCUCGAGUGCAUUCUGAGUCUCUGCUGCUGCUGCUGCUGUUGCUGCUGGCAUUGGCAGGGCCGGAGACCAUGGUGCUGGUGGCAACCGCAAGAGGAGCAGCUCCUGCCACAACAUGAACUUCAAUCAAGGAAGAUGGCACUGGAGACGGACACGUUAAGGCAGGUCUUUGAGGCGGACAUAAGGUGAGCGAUCCCUAGACCCGCUCCACGCUAAACCAACAGCUCUACACCCUAGACACACUGUAACUAUAAUAACUAUAACGUAUCUUAUAUGAAUAUACAUAAAUCUAGUGGCUAUUGGGUUUUUCUAUGAAUCAGCGACGUAUACGUAAUAUUUAGCACAAAAUAUGAAUGAUAAUACGAAAAUCAAGCCAAGUUGUCGCCUUUUUUUCUAUGUACGACUUUGUAUCAUACAAUGAAGCUGUCUACGUUUUCGGUUAACUAAACCUUUGAUUGGAAAUUGUGUAUAUAGGCUGCAUAGCAUACCUAGAGUCGCUUUUUCAAUUGACUAUGAUACUCUCCUUUCCACAACUAUGAAACUUUUAUAGAACAAUACCAGACAAAAAACAGAAAAAGAAAAGAAACCCCAAAAAGAAAAACGAUUUUCCCCACUGUAAACGCUUCUCGACUGCCAUUUUGUGACUGUUUCCUUCGAAGGCAAGGCGAAAACUCUCAUUUGCAUUUGGUCAAGUCCUAAUAGACAGAUAAAUGUUCAAAAAAGGAAAAAAUAUAAAAAGAUUCAACUUCAAAUACAGCAUAAACCAAAAGGAAAAAAAAAUAAAAUAAACACUAGCAAUACACGUGGCAAAAACUGUAAAAUAUAAAAGGAAAUUCGAACCUAGAGGGAGGGAAAUUUAGCUACAAGUUAAUGCGAAACGAGAGAAGGAGAGUGUUUGUUCUUUUGGCUGGUAAUGCAUCUGAAUGGUUAGAGACUAAGUCAUGAAAUACAUAAAGAGUAACCCUCGAAUAAGUUUUUUUCAGUUGUGUUUUGUGUAAUGUAAAAAUUUAAUAAACAUAAUUAAGUACGAGUAUUAACCAAAGUGCAGAGGAGAAGACACGUAAGACAGGAACGGUUUGAGUAUAGGAUACAAUCGGCAUAGAUGGAAAUUUGUUGCACAUUUCAUAAAUUUAUUUGUUGUUAAUAAAUGCGAAAAUUAGACAAGUGUUAAAUAAAACCAUCUAAAACAGAAAGGGACAAUGUUUAAAUAUAUACACAAAAAAAUGCUAUGAGUAAAAGGUAUUUUAAAGCUAACUUCUAAAGGGAAUUUCCU
This is a messenger RNA of Drosophila persimilis, 3812 nucleotides long. It is a transcript of the gene dpr9, whose product is annotated as serine/threonine-protein kinase pakA. Gene Ontology annotation, cellular component: neuron projection membrane. Gene Ontology annotation, biological process: synapse organization. The record is from RefSeq and is a predicted model, not a curated record. The coding region runs from base 791 to 2728 and encodes 645 amino acids. The transcript has 8 exons. NCBI's taxonomy places the organism in Eukaryota, Metazoa, Arthropoda, Insecta, Diptera, Drosophilidae.